AAUAAUAUGGGCUAAAUCAAUGUUUCUUGUGUACUCUUCAAAUAAAGCACCUCCCUUUUAUUGUUUAACCCAUAAAAUUCCGACUCUUGUUUGCCUUAGCUUCGUAUAAAAGUUUCUGUCGAUAUUUUCUGAAGAUAGUUAUCGAUAUCCUUCGAAGGUCUAACAAUCUCAAGAUGCAGAUGAUGUGGUUGAGUGUUUUCGUGAUGCUGGUUGCUUUGGGAAACAGUAAGGCAGAGAUUGCUCCCAGCAUAAUGAAGAGUUUUCAAAAGUGUCUCGAAAAAGGUGGUUUCAAUGGAGUAGUGAAUUGUGCUGGACUGAGAACACUCAACAUGAUGAGGAGUCUGACUCAGAAAAACACCUUGGAAAUCAUACCAGGAAUUCUGUUGCAAAGGGAUGAGUCAAUUCCUGACCUAUCAAGAAAAAUAAAAGAGGAAGAUCUUCCAGUAAACCCUGUCAAUCGAUCAGAAAGAAUUCUGGAACUACUAGGCGAUGAAACCAUGAGUUUAUUCUCACGAAGGACCCUCACAGUCAAGCUUCCAGAAAUCGAUUCGGAGGAGGUAUCUAGAGGUUUAAAAGGGGAGGAAGAAGGUUGGUAAACUGUGAAGUCUGUAUGAGUGUGGAUCUUUAAAUAUUAUAGUUGCAGGAAGGGGCAGGAAGAAGAAUAG
Molecule: messenger RNA, 665 nt
Organism: Coccinella septempunctata (seven-spotted ladybird)
Lineage: Eukaryota; Metazoa; Arthropoda; Insecta; Coleoptera; Coccinellidae
Exons: 3
Coding region: 174-596 (140 amino acids)
Source: RefSeq, a predicted model, not a curated record